Messenger RNA from Striga hermonthica, 832 nucleotides. NCBI's taxonomy places the organism in Eukaryota, Viridiplantae, Streptophyta, Magnoliopsida, Lamiales, Orobanchaceae. The record is from the annotation of a GenBank genome assembly.
UUGAAGGCUAAGAAACGCCGGGCUAAAAGACGACGCAAAGCAAAGGCGCAAAAGGCAAGCCAUUGUUGUGGGUCGUGCGCUAGGAAGAAAAGGGCAUGGCGUUCGGAGUUUCGAAGGCGUGGUAGGAUAGGGAUGGAAGAUGGCUGGAUAUGGCAUGCUGGAGACUGUAUUGGGUUGGAUGGUUUGGACCCAUGGCCAUCGGGCGAGCAGCCGAAGGCGAUCGACGACGGAGAUGCGAGCACGGGCGAAUGGCGCGCAUCGUGCCAUGAUGCGCGCGAGCAAGUGGUCGACACGCAGGCGGCGUUGGGUGCACGGGAGUGCGCGGUAGGAGAGCGGACCAGGGACGUCGACUGGGACGCGCUGGAGUUCGGCGGUGAAAGCGCAGGGCGCGAUAGGCGCGCGGGUGAGCAGUCUGCGGGUGUGCGCAGUACGUGCAACGCAGCAGAAUUGACGACCUCAGAAGUCGUUGCCCAGUUCCGAAGAUUCAAUGCUGAGAAAUUCUCGGGGCAAGGAGAUCCUCGUUUAGUCGAGGAGUGGAUUCAGGGUCUGGAAUCUAUUUUCGAGAUCACUGAAUACACAGACAGACACCAUAUUCUCUGUGCACAACUUCAGAUGACUGGAGAUGCAAGACUAUGGUGGAACUCUUACUGGGGCAUGCGUCCUGGUGAGAAGGAGCAUCUCACUUGGAUCCAGUUCAAGGAGAUGCUAGAAGAAAAGUACUAUCCAGCUCAUUACCGUGCUGAGAUGGAACGCCAAUUCCUGGCGUUAGUCCAAGGUAAUCGCUCUGUGGGCGAAUACGAGCGAGAGUUUACCAGAUUGGGAUCUUUUGUCA